Puntigrus tetrazona (Sumatra barb) is the source of this 2680-nucleotide messenger RNA. It is a transcript of the gene txnipa, whose product is annotated as thioredoxin interacting protein a. Gene Ontology annotation, biological process: protein transport. The record is from RefSeq and is a predicted model, not a curated record. Bases 209 to 1411 code for a protein of 400 amino acids. Gene Ontology annotation, molecular function: ubiquitin protein ligase binding. Gene Ontology annotation, cellular component: cytoplasm. The transcript has 6 exons. NCBI's taxonomy places the organism in Eukaryota, Metazoa, Chordata, Actinopteri, Cypriniformes, Cyprinidae.
AGCCAAGCGUGCACAAAGCUCUUAAACUGACCAUGCGAGCGAGGAGUGUGUGAGUCGGGAAUCUGCACGAAGCACUAAUCCACUGCAUUUCGCGCCAGGUCAAGUUCCGGACGCACUUUCGAGGGACUACUGAGCGUCUGGUUGAACUGCCAACUUUUAGAAACCCGUCUCCGUUUCGUCGCGGCUCGGAAGUUUAUCAAACGACACGAUGGUGGCGAUGACAAAAAGAGUCAAGGUCUUCGAGAUCGUCUUCAACGAUCCGUCCAAGACGUUUUACUGCAGCGGGGAUAAAGUGGCCGGGAAGAUCUUGGUGGAGGUGUCGGAGAUGACCAGGGUGAUGGCCAUGAAGGUCCUGGGGGUCGGGUGCGCUAAAGUGGAGUACGCCAAAGGCAAACAGAGAUGCCGUGAAGAAAUGGACUAUCUGAAGUAUGAAGACCUCGUCCACCUGGAUGACCACCCAGCAGACACUGAUGGUUCGGUCAUCCUCCGUCCUGGCAACAAAUACGAAUACUCGUUUGGCUUCGAGCUUCCUCAGCAAGGACAACUGGUGUCUUCCUACAAGGGCAAGUUCGGGUAUGUUCAGUACUUUGUGAAAGCUCUGAUGGAAAGACCCGCUCAGCCUGCCCUGGAGUGUAAGAAGCACUUUGAGGUGGAAGAGCCCUUGGAUGUCAAUACCCCAGACUUGCUGUCCCCUACCGGAGGCAUGAAGGAGAAGAAGGUCACCUGCAUGUUCAUCCCAGACGGCCAGGUCUCUCUAAAUGCCAAAAUCGACAGGCGUGGCUUCUGUGAGGGUGAAGAGAUCUGCAUCGAUGCCAAAUUCGAGAACACCUGCUCUCGCAUCGUGGUACCCAAAGCGGCCAUCGUGGCCAAGCACACCUACCAGGCCAACGGCCGCACCAAACUCUUCAGGCAAAAACUCUCCUCGGUACGUGGCAACCACAUCAUCUCCGGCAUGUGCGACGCCUGGCAGGGCAAGAGCAUCCGUGUGCCCAAGAUCAAGCCCUCCAUCUUGGGUUGCAACAUCAUUCGAGUGGAAUACGCGCUCAUGAUUUACAUGCACAUCCCUGGCAGCGAUAAGUUGGUUCUGGAGCUGCCCUUGGUCAUCGGGACCGUUCCCUACAAUGGUUUUGGUAGCCGCACCAACAGCAUGAGCAGUCAGGAUGGUUCAGUCAGCAAUGCAUCCAAUAGCUGGGUGUCCCUGCGGAUGCCAUCGUCUGCGCCGCCGAGCUACUGCGACAUUACGCGCGACUGCAGCCUGGAGCAACCUCUCACGCCUCUGUUGGAUGACUAUGAUGGUGGAGACAGUCCCAUCUUCAUGAACGCGCCCCAAUUCCAGUUCCCUCCACUCCCUGCUUAUUCUGAGGUGGAGGAGGAAUACAACAGCAACGCCCGCAUGCUUCCCGUCUGCUGAACCAAGCUGGCAGAGCGCUAGAACUGAACUGUUGCCCAUCGUAAAAGGGUGUCUUUUCCACUCCUAAGCACUUCAGGCUUUCACCACGCGGAUCAGAGCUGGUCUGAGAAGUGUCGUAUGAAUAUGUGGAGAUUUUGGGGCCCGAGUGACCCCUCUGCAGGACGAGCUAGUCGAAGGAAGAAGAUGUGAAGGCCGAGCUCUCCUGUGCCUGCAUUGCUGACAGCCAUCUUAUAUCAUGCAUCAGUCAAGCUAAAUGUGUUUCUGUCAUAUUUUUGAUGCUGUUUCUGGGCCUGAAAGAGGGCGCUCGGGCUGUUUGGCGUGCUGUACUUUGUUUGAGCUGCUCUUUUUUUGAGAUUACUGCUGAGGCGCAAACUGAUUGCGCCGCAUUAUAUCCAUUUAAGCACACAUAGACCUUCCCAAAUGUUGGUCAUGUACUUUCCAUUAAUCCCCAGUACAAUUAACAUUUAGUGCGUCAUUAUCAUUCCGUAAUGUUUUUAUUUUUGUUUGUGGGGAUGGAAAAUUUCAUUUGUAGAAACAUUCUUCGACACUUUUUUUUGUUUGAUUGUAUGUUGGUCGUGAGGUUUGAGUUAAUGUGCUGUCCAGAGAUAUUAUUAUUAUUAUUAUUCUAAGUUACUGAAAUAUAAAGAGAAACAUAGUAUAUUGAGUUUUUCAGCAAGGGAAAAAUCAUUCAGUGUCAGUCUAUAUAAUGUACCAGUGUUUUGUGUUUCAUUUCAAUGCACUUUUUUAUGGAUGCAAGUUGCUGUGUAACUACUCGCAGGGAGAUUUCCUACGUUAUUCGUUUUAGUUUUUCUCUCGUCUUCCAAAAUUGUUCAUCGAGGGAUCAAGCAUUGCACGUGCAACUUAAGACUGUACUGUAAUGCGUUCAAAGCCUCGUCCUAACAAAGGGCUUCACUGAUGUUGCUUCUUCCACUGUGGACUUGAAACAUUAGGCCAAAAAAGAACUUAAUACUUCAAGUGCCAAAAUUGGGGUCCGUUUUGGACCAUGUUCGUUUGCGAGACCAGAAGCUGCACUGUGUGUCGACUUAUCCUGAAGUCUUUUUGAUGAACAUUUCACUUGUGGAGAUCUUCCUGAACAUUGUUCAGUGUGUGUGUGUGUGUGUGUGUGUGUUUUGUUUCUUAUAGAAUGCAAAAUGACUCUUACUGUUAUUGUAAACAGUGCAAAUUUGCAAUGUGCAAAGUAUCACUUUUGUAUCUAAAUUAAAGUGUUUUUUGUAUGAGAACUCAUUUUCAAUAAAAAUUUUAAGGUUA